This is a messenger RNA of Penaeus chinensis, 1028 nucleotides long. It is a transcript of the gene PIG-L, whose product is annotated as N-acetylglucosaminyl-phosphatidylinositol de-N-acetylase-like. The record is from RefSeq and is a predicted model, not a curated record. Bases 7 to 996 code for a protein of 329 amino acids. Gene Ontology annotation, biological process: GPI anchor biosynthetic process. Gene Ontology annotation, molecular function: N-acetylglucosaminylphosphatidylinositol deacetylase activity. The transcript has 7 exons. Gene Ontology annotation, cellular component: endoplasmic reticulum. NCBI's taxonomy places the organism in Eukaryota, Metazoa, Arthropoda, Malacostraca, Decapoda, Penaeidae.
GAUAUUAUGUUUUGCAGAGGAUGGAGGAAAGGAAAGCUAGAACUGUGGAUGAAAUAUGUAGUACAGUACCAGAAUUACUAUCUCUUACUCAUUAUGCUUCAUUCACAAAAACAAAGAGGGUGGAACCACAGCUGGAUGAUUGGCUUAUGGAGAGGAGCAGCAACAGAGGGAAUGGCCUGGUGUUCACACAAGGCCAGCAAUAUGUUUGACCCCAUACUCGUGGUGGUCUGCUGUGCGGGCUUAGGGUUAACGCUCUCAUACUUUACACUCGGCAGCUCUCGCCUGCCUCAUCAGUUCCAAGAAAAAGCAAGUGAAGAAGUUAAAGAUAAUGAAAAUUCACGUCCAGCCAAGAGGAGAGUGAUGUUUGUAACCGCCCAUCCAGAUGAUGAAGUUAUGUUCUUUGGCCCAACUAUUCUACACUUCACCCAGAGGGAGGGCGCAUUGGUAUACCUCCUCUGCCUUUCUACAGGUGAUCUUUAUGAGCAAGGGAGGGUUCGUUCAAAGGAACUCUGGGAGAGUUGCCAUCUUCUUGGAGUAUCCAGAGAAAACAUCCUCCUGUACAGAUGUGAUGACCUGCCAGACAACCCCUCCAUUGUGUGGCCUACAGUGCGCACUGCCAACCUCAUUAACCAAUAUCUACAUGCUCUUGACAUUGACAUGGUUGUAACAUUUGAUAGCGGAGGUGUGAGUGGACAUAUCAACCAUUCAUCCCUUUAUUCUGCUCUUCAGCAUUUGGUGGAAGAAGAUUAUUUGCCUGAAAAUUGUGAAGCUUUCUCUUUGGACACUGUGAAUAUCCUGAGGAAGUAUUCGUCCCUCCUUGAUGUCCCCCUCAGCUAUGCUCUCUCGUCAUGUGCCUUCACUGUAGAUCGUAAGCAGUACUCAAUUAUACAGAGAGCAAUGAGGGCACACAUCAGUCAGUAUGUAUGGUUUAGGAAACUGUACAUGUUCUUCUCUCGAUAUGUACUUAUCAAUACGCUCUCAAGAGUUUCUCCUUAAUUCACAAUAAAAAUAUAUAUAUAUGUAUAUGU